GUCGUGGUGAAAACAUAACAUACGUUAUCGUGCGCGACUCGCUUGCGUCGACGAACAUCUCCUAAUCCGCAAUAUUCAUGGCCUCAUGAAGCAGCAGCAGCAGCAGCAGCAGCAGCAGCGUCAUCAUUUCCCAACACCCGGGCGCGAUGAAAGAGAGCGACUACUCACCCAGCAGCACCGCCGCCGCCAAGGCAGCCAAGGCAGCUAAUGGGCAGCAACUGGCAUGUCGAGAGUGCCAACGCAAGAAGAUCAAGUGUGACCGGACGCACCCAUUGUGUGGGCAGUGCGAGAAGGCCGGUAUAGCAUGUCACGCUUCCACAAGAAAACCACGCGCCAAACUCGGCAAUCGUGCCGUGGAUGCAGAGCUGCGCAACAGAAUCGCGAAGCUGGAGAAGCUGGUCGAGAGUUUUGCUGACGAGGACGGCAAACUGCCCAUGCCGGAUUACAGCAGUGCGGGCGCCGCCAGCAUCAGUCAGGAGCAACAUGCCUUGUUCGGCACCUCUCCAACAACACAGUUCACACCCACUCGCGCCGCAGAUGCUGCCUCUCCGACGAGUCCGCGAGAAGCGCCCUCGCCAGACACGAGUAGAUACGUUGCCGGGAACUUCUGGUCAUCACUUACUGCGGAGGUCAAGGCUUUAGCGGAUGCGUUUGAAGAAGACAUCCACAGCGAUGAAGAUGUCUGUUCGCCAGAAGCAAUGCAUCCGGCUGGACCUCAUGCUCCUGACUCGACCCACAACUCGGAACGGCAGUACGAGCUGAUAUUUUGUCCACCUGGAGCUCUCUAUGUAAUGCCGGGAGCGACGACGGAACCACCACCCUCUAUUAGCAGGCGGCUCCUCUCUCUUUACCUCCUCUACGUUGAACCCCAAGCGAAGCUCUUCCAUGUCCCCACCCUCACGGCUCUCGUGCACGAUGGCGAAGCCUAUCUUGGUCGCGCGCCGGAUGCUCUGUGCAAUCGUGCUUUGCGCGCGGCAAUCUACUUUGCGGCCGCCAAUGCUAUUACUGACGAAGAAUCCGAGUCCUACUUUGGCAAGGCCCAGUCUCGCCUCGUGGAUGAGUACCGCAAUAUGGUUGAUAUCGCACUCUAUCAAUGCGACCCUCUCAACACGACGGAGAUAGCUACGAUACAGGCAUUGGUAGUCUACGUGUCCUCCAUUCGCAUUGUUGAUCCGAGCCGCAGAGCUUGGUCUAUGGUUGGCCUGCUGGUCCGAAUUGCUCGCGCAACGAGCAUACAUCGGGAAAUCCCUGGAGAGUCUAUAUAUCUCGCAGAGCUUCGCCGCCGAUUGUGGUACAACAUUGUGUUCAUAGAUUCCUACGCAUCGAUCGAUCGCGGCUCGGGUUCUGCAAUACAUCCAGACACCUUCACUCGAAUCCUGCCAAGCGAUGUCAAUGAUGUCGACUUUGGACCGGACAGUGCAUCACUCACGCCACGUCAGAAUCAAAUCACAGACAUGUCGCUUGCUCUCGUGGUGAUGGAGGCCUCUUCGGUGACACUGCAAAUUUCAGCAAUCGAAGAGUCCGGCUCCGGUCAAGGCUGGCAGCAACGUCUCGAGAUUGCAUAUGCGUAUCAGAAGAAAGUCGCCCAACAUUAUCUGCGACAUUGCAAUCUGGCAAUACCCGCGCACCGGAUGAUCGCAGACAUAGGCGCCGCUUCGUGUCACGCACUCAUUCUGCGAGCUGUGCGACCAAUGCAGCAUCACCCCUCGAGCGUGCCCCCUCGAGUAGAUAGUCCCUGGGUGAUGAAUCUUGCCCUGAACAUUCUGCGACAUUCAGAUCAGUUGUGGGUGAGCACAUCUGGACUUUGGCGGAAGAUGCCCUGGGUCCCGUGGCAGGCCCUUGCCGUCACACUCGCGGGUCUAUGCUCGGUCCGGGGCAACGCGUUGGCGGACGAAGCGUGGUCGCUCGUCGAUAAGUGCAUGGCACGCUAUGCACCGGACGUAGCUGACACCAAGGAUGGCAUGCUCUGGAGGCCCUUGGAGAAGCUCCGCAUCAAAGCUGAAGCCUUCAGGGAUGGCUUGGAUUCUCAGACUGUAUCGACAAAGUUACCACUGCCUACAGCCGCCCAGCUCGACUUCUCUGGCAUGUCCAACGCGCAACAGAUGCCCGUGAACAUGACUCUCCCCGAUCUACCGGACACCGCUGUACUCGACUCGAUGUUCGACUUGCCCCCCGACAUUCAAGCUUCACUGCCCAACGACACAUCGUGGCUGGAUUGGGAAGCCGUUUUACAAGAUAUGGACCAAAUGAGAGCAGAAGAUGUACAGUGGAUGUGAGCGACUUUUUUCUUCAUGGCCACCACGACUCUCAUAUUUCCCGAAGUAGCACGAGCUGGCGUUUUGAUUUAUUCAAUCCUCUCUCUCUCUCUCACA
Sphaerulina musiva SO2202 is the source of this 2372-nucleotide messenger RNA. RefSeq lists its product as uncharacterized. The coding region runs from base 147 to 2276 and encodes 709 amino acids. The record is from RefSeq and is a predicted model, not a curated record. Lineage: Eukaryota; Fungi; Ascomycota; Dothideomycetes; Mycosphaerellales; Mycosphaerellaceae. Gene Ontology annotation, biological process: regulation of DNA-templated transcription; DNA-templated transcription. The transcript has 3 exons. Gene Ontology annotation, molecular function: zinc ion binding; DNA-binding transcription factor activity, RNA polymerase II-specific; DNA binding.